AUGGAUAUCGAGAAGCUGAUCGGCAACCCCCCAUUCAAGCUGGACGACGGAGAUGUCCGGGCCCUGCGAGGUCAGUUCGAUGAUGUCCAGCCUCACACGUGGGAUGAACUCCAAAACGUAAUUGCUGCCGGAGAUAUGGGCCAUCUCCGAAGAGCACCUCAGGAGCAGCGAAGAUACAUAUUGUGGCUUGCUGAGAUAGCCAAUAAUCAUGGCUCCAGCUUGAGCUUUGUGUGCAGCGAGAGACUGCAUUGGCCACAGCCCAUUGUCGCCCGGAGCGCCCUGCUUUUUGCACAUGCAGAGGAUUGGAAGAUCAUUUGGAAUGACUGGCCAUACCACAUGGCGGAUGGAAUCAUGCACUUGGUCCUGUGGACGAAAAGCAAGAUACCGUUAGAUGCAGAAACUGGAUUGCCCACGGCGGAUGCGGCCGGGCUGAUUCAUAAUUUGAUUGACUACGCGUUGGGGAAGCCUCUAGGUUGUUACAUGAACGAGAACAUUCUCUGGUUCAAGCAGAAGGCAGCCUGGCAAAGCGUCAAGGCUCUGGAUCACAUUCACAUCAUGAUGCGCAAUGUUCAGCAAAACCAGGUGGAGAAGGUAAUCGGGCAACGCCGCUCCCAAGCGCUGCAGACACCCACGGGCAUUGGUGAUGAGCGCCAAAUUGCAUCAAAAUUGAGUUGA
Colletotrichum gloeosporioides is the source of this 675-nucleotide messenger RNA. RefSeq lists its product as uncharacterized. Gene Ontology annotation, biological process: N-acetylglucosamine metabolic process. Gene Ontology annotation, cellular component: cytoplasm. The record is from RefSeq and is a predicted model, not a curated record. The coding region runs from base 1 to 675 and encodes 224 amino acids. The transcript has 2 exons. Lineage: Eukaryota; Fungi; Ascomycota; Sordariomycetes; Glomerellales; Glomerellaceae.